This is a messenger RNA of Aspergillus affinis, 573 nucleotides long. Its product is annotated as EF-hand superfamily Ca2+-modulated protein. Bases 1 to 573 code for a protein of 190 amino acids. Lineage: Eukaryota; Fungi; Ascomycota; Eurotiomycetes; Eurotiales; Aspergillaceae. The transcript is spliced from 3 exons. The record is from RefSeq and is a predicted model, not a curated record.
AUGCCUCCCAAAAAGCGCAGUGCGCCAUCCGCCGGAUCGGCGCCCAAACGAGCGCGCCAGUCCAAACUCGCCAAAGAAAACGACCUGACCGGGGAAGAAGAGAACGAGAUCAAAGAAGUCUUCCACAUCUUCUCGACCACGAAUGAAGAAUUCCAAAAUGAGAAGGAAGGCGUGAUACCCUGCGAAGACGUUCGCAAAGCCUUGGUAGCCCUCGGCCUAUCCCCUUCCACCUCCUCCGAACUAAACUCCAUCCUCUCCGCCCUCGACCCCACAGACACCGGCUUCGUACCAUACGAACCCUUCCUCUCCGUCGCAGCCGCGAAGCUCCGAUCCCGCAGCGAAGACGCCAUGGUCGCCGAAGUAGACGCCGCGUUCCAGCUCUUCACGAAGGGCUCAGACGGCCCGAUCACAAUGUCCCAUCUGCGGCGCAUCGCGCGCGAGCUGAAAGAGGAAGGGCUCGGCGAUGACCUGUUCCGGGAUAUGAUCUUGGAGGCGAAUGGCGGGGCAGGCGUCCAGGCGGGGGUGACGUUGGAGCAGUUUCAUGAUGUUAUGAUGAGGGCGGGCGUUUUUUGA